Molecule: messenger RNA, 924 nt
Organism: Protomyces lactucae-debilis
Lineage: Eukaryota; Fungi; Ascomycota; Taphrinomycetes; Taphrinales; Protomycetaceae
Exons: 1
Coding region: 1-924 (307 amino acids)
Cellular component (GO): membrane
Source: RefSeq, a predicted model, not a curated record
AUGAAACAAGAUGUGUACCGGGCGCUAGGCGUCGAGCACGAGGAUCUUGAGCAGCUCAUUCACUCACCUUCAGACUCACCUGCAACAAGAACUAUGCAUAGUCAGAGCCGAUUCGACGGCGUAUAUCGCUUUCUGGGCAUGUACGACGUGACCAUCUCGCCUCGCUACUUUACGUCCGCUCUAUGCAAGCCAGCAACCCUCGCGAAAUGCAGACUGGCUAUUGGCUUGUAUGCCUCGCUAGUCGUGCUCAUCGACAUUAUACAUACUCAAGUUACGCAAGGACUGGCUAUGUGGUUCUCUUAUUAUACACACAUCAGCUAUGUAGCCCUGUCUGCAUAUUUCCUCUUUGCUGGCGUUCAUACUGCCAGAUAUGCUCAAUUUGGCAUGACGCGAGGACUUCCGUGCUGGCCACGUCUACUACAAGUACUACACAUGGUUCUACAGCAUACCGUCUGCGCAGGUGCGAUGCUCGUAACGAUUGUGUAUUGGGCCGUUCUUGCAGGUGACAUGGACAAAAGUGCAUAUCCAUUAUGGGUCAACAUUUCAAUGCACGCGCUCAAUACAUGCUUCGCUCUCUUUGAGAUUUGGUUCAGUCGCGUUACGACGCGAUUCGCACUCAUGCUACCCUCAUUUCUUGUGGUCUUGUUGUACCUCCCAAUUGUCUAUAUUGAACAUGCAAGAUCCAACAAUUGGGUCUACUUCUUCUUUGGCAGUUCAAACAAAGCCAUCGUCGCGGGGAGUAUCCUAGGCAUUGGUAUUCUCGGUUUACUAUGUAACUUGAUUGUGCAAUUGCUACAAGCUUUACGCGAGCGAGUCUUUGGCGCACACAGGGGUAUGAGUGAGGAAGAAGCGGAAAGGCCGAGUCGACGUCUCGUGCCGCAAGUGGAUCCGGCUGCAAUCGAACUUGAGGACAUGGCUGCGUGA